Molecule: messenger RNA, 705 nt
Organism: Selaginella moellendorffii
Lineage: Eukaryota; Viridiplantae; Streptophyta; Lycopodiopsida; Selaginellales; Selaginellaceae
Exons: 2
Coding region: 1-705 (234 amino acids)
Biological process (GO): response to antibiotic
Source: RefSeq, a predicted model, not a curated record
AUGGGAUCCUCACCAGCGGUUUCCAAUGCCGUGUUCAAGGAGAUUUCUCGCAGAGCCGUCCCCAUCUCCCUCCACAAUCCAGCUCGUGAUCUUGCGCCUCUCAUCGAACGCAUUGCCAAGGCCAAGGUGGUGAUGCUCGGCGAGGCCACGCACGGGACGCGCGAGUUCUACGAGUGGCGUCGCAUCAUCUCCGAGAUCCUCAUUGCCAACCACGGCUUCACCGUCCUCAACAUCGAAGGCGACUGGCCACCGUGCCAAGAAGUCAACCGCUUCAUCACCAAAAAGGUGAGUUCUUCCGCUAGUGCCGAGGAGCUCCUUGCAAAGUCAUUCAGGCGAUGGCCGACUUGGAUGUGGGCCAACGACGAGUUCCGGGCGAUGGUGGAGUGGAUGAAGGAGUUCAACAGCACCCGACUGGACCGUGAGUCUCAGGUUCGUCUCUUCGGUCUGGAUGUCUACUCGCUAUUCGACUCCAUCGCGAUUGUUCUGGACGAAGUGGCCAAGAUUGACCCCGCUCUAGCUGAGAAAGCUAAGCAUCACUACGCAUGUUUCGAUCCCUUCGAGGCAAACGAGGAAGAGUACCUGCAGUCCUUGGUGGAGUUCCCAGAGGGAUGCCAGGCCGAAGCUCUCAGAGUUCUCAAGGAUCUUCUGAAGAAGAGGAUCAACGAAGAGACGGCAGCAGCGGAUGGCGAUGUCGUAGCCACAUGA